AAGAGAAUAGUCAGGAGGGAGAUGCAGCGAGACUCAAGUGGAAGCCCAAGGUACAAGGUUGUCCUAGAGCCGGAAGUAUCAUGCGGUGUGUGUGUGCAGAGGGACCACAGACUCCUGGCCUGCACCACCGCCCUGGUUUUCCUGUGACAGGAUGGUGUCCUGAUAUGUGAGAGGCUAAAAGGCUCGUCAGCAACUGCUUUAUCAGCAGUAACAUCCAGCGUUUGCUUAACCGAGCUUCUGGGAAUGGCAAGGAAAUUUGAUCGCUGAGACCACCCCAGGGCCCCAUGCUCUGCCCUGCACGUUCUGGUUUUUGUUCUUAUUUUGUCUUCCAGGUCAAAGAUGAGUUCAAAGAUAUUUCCAUAUACUUCUCCAAAAAAGAAUGGGCAGAGAUGGGAGAGUGGGAGAAAAUUCGCUAUAGGAACGUGAAAAAGAACUAUAAGAUGCUGGUUUCUAUAGGUCUCAAAGCCCCUAGACCAGCUUUCAUGUGUUACCAAAGGCAAGCGAUCAGGCCCCAGAUAGAAGACAGUGAGGAUUCUGAUGAAGAAUGGACACCCAAGCAGCAAGUUAGUCCUCCUUGGGUGCCUUUCCGAGUGAAGCACACCAAACAGCAGAAGGAAGCACCUGGAAUGCCAUUAAGUAGUGAAUCUAAUGUGAAGAAAGUGCCUGGAAUAGAAAAUUUGCUGGAUACAAGUGGUUCAGAACUUGCCCAGAAACCAGUGUCCUCUUCUGGAGAAGGAAAUGCCUCUGGACAGCACUCUGGACAAAAACCAAAACCAAGGAGAAAGAAGGCUGAAGUGAAGAUGUACAGUCUGCGAGAGAGGAAGGACCUUGCCUAUGAAGAGGUCGGCGAGCCCCAGGACGAUGACUACCUCUAUUGCGAGAAGUGCCAGAAUUUCUUCAUCAACAGUUGUCCCAACCAUGGGCUUCCUAUAUUUAUAAAAGACAGUGAAGUGGACGGGGGGCAUCCCAACCGCUCAGUCCUCAGUCUGCCCCCUGGACUGAGAAUUGGUCCAUCCGGCAUCCCUGAGGCUGGACUUGGAGUAUGGAAUGAAGCAUCUGACCUGCCCGUGGGCCUGCACUUUGGCCCCUAUAAAGGCCAGAUCACAGACGAUGAAGAGGCAGCCAACAGUGGCUACUCCUGGCUGAUCACCAAGGGGAGAAACUGCUGUGAGUAUGUGGAUGGGCAGGACGAGUCCCAGGCCAACUGGAUGAGGUAUGUGAACUGUGCCCGGGAUGAUGAGGAGCAGAACCUGGUGGCCUUUCAGUACCACAGACAGAUCUUCUACCGAACUUGCCGGGUCAUCAGACCAGGUUGUGAGCUUCUGGUCUGGUAUGGGGAUGAGUACGGCCAGGAACUGGGCAUUCAGUGGGGAAGCAAGAGGAAGAAAGGACUCACAACAGGAAGAGGUAGGCACUGCUGUGGUUCCUUAAAAAGAAAAAAAGAAAAGAAGGAAUUCUCCUUGAAAAUUUUUGUGUUUCAACUCUUUUUUUUAAAAAAAUGA
Molecule: messenger RNA, 1502 nt
Organism: Alexandromys fortis (reed vole)
Lineage: Eukaryota; Metazoa; Chordata; Mammalia; Rodentia; Cricetidae
Product: histone-lysine N-methyltransferase PRDM9-like
Biological process (GO): regulation of DNA-templated transcription
Cellular component (GO): nucleus
Molecular function (GO): histone methyltransferase activity; protein binding
Source: RefSeq, a predicted model, not a curated record